UACAUGAACAUGGUUGGCACACUUAGAUACAUUGCAGACUGUACACAGCCAGAUAUAGCAUUUGCAACAAAUCAGUUAGCAAAAUACCUUAAUGACCCUGGUAUGGAGCAUUAUCUGGCACUUAAACAUUGUUACAUGUACUUAAAAACUAUGAACAAUGUCUGGCUCCAACUUAGUAGCACAAAUCAAUCAAUAUUGAACAGCUAUACAGACACAGACAGUAUGAUGCAAGAAGGGCAUUGUGCAAUAUCAGGAUAUGCAUUUUACUUGAGUGAUUCAUUAGUUUCAUGGUCAAGUAAAAGACAAACACUGGUGGCAAAUUCAAUGUAUGAAGCUGAAUUAAUAGCUCUUACAAGAGGAACACAGGAAGCAAUUGCACUUACUCAUUUAGCUGAAGAGAUUCUGCAGGUCUCUGAUGCACUAAUUGAUAUCUAUUGCAAUAACAAUGCUGUUAUACAAACAGUUACAUUGGACGAACUCAAAUAUUCAGAACGAACAAAGCAUUUAGAUCAUAAGAAAGAUUUUAUUAAAUGCUACAUUGAGUUAGAGUACAUAAAUGUGAAAUACAUACAGACG
Molecule: messenger RNA, 576 nt
Organism: Fomitiporia mediterranea MF3/22
Lineage: Eukaryota; Fungi; Basidiomycota; Agaricomycetes; Hymenochaetales; Hymenochaetaceae
Exons: 1
Source: RefSeq, a predicted model, not a curated record